GAAGAGCAACAAAUGAAAGCUGCAGAAGAAAAGCAGCAGAAAAGAGCUGCAGAAGAGCAACAAAGGAGAGCUGCACAAGACGAGCAACAGAGAAGAGCUGUACAAAAAGAGCAACAAAGAAGAGCUGCACAAGAAGAGCAACAAAGGAGAGCUGCACAAGAAGAGCAACAAAGGAGAGCUGCACAAGACGAGCAACAAAGAAGAGCUGUGCACGAAGAGCAACUGAGAGUAGCACAAGAAAAACAAAGGGCUGCCGAAGAACUGAAAAGAAGAGCUGCACAAGAAGAGCAACAGAGGAAAACUACACAAGAAAAGCUACAGAGAGCUGCAGAAGAAGAGCUACAGAUGAGAGUAGCUCAAAGAGAGCAACAAAGGAGAGCAGUUCAGGAGAUUCAACAGAGGAAAGCAGCUUUGAUUGAGGAACAACGACAGAUUGAGGAGAAGAUACUUGCCAAUACUGAGGCAGACAAUAAAAGAAAACCAAGAGAAGGAGAUAAAGUUUUGCAUAUUUCAGAAGAGGAAAGGAUUGAACAGAUACAAAUGGAAGAGCAAAAAAGACAAAGGCAGAAAAAGGAAGAAUGGAUGAGAACUCAAACAGGGGAGGCAGAAAUGAGAGCUGUAGAAAGAGUAAACAUCAUAAAGGAAGAAAAGCAAGCCAAUGAGAGACCUAAACUUCAUGAAAACAGCCAAGAAGCACUGAAAAAUGAGAUGAGAGUGGAAAAAGAAGGCAUGCUAGCUCAAAGAGAGAAUAACAUCAAGGCUAACAAGAGGGAAGAAGAAAAGGUAACAGCUGACAGUGAGAAGGUGAGAGAUAAUUGGAGAGAGGAAAAAAGAGUAGCACAGGUGGAUGCUCUCCAGUACUAUGCCAUUACUUCAACAGAAUCAGAGACAAAACAAAGAGAAAGGCAACUAUGCUCCCCUUCACCCUCCCAACAAAGAAACAAUCUAUCAGAAAAUGAGUCAACUGAGUCCCACGGGUCCCACACGAGAUCUUAUAGACCCCAUGCCCCUGCAUCUCCAGCUCCAUCUCUGCCCCGAUCCAACACUUCCUCACCUGCUCUAGGAGUCAAGCCCUUAAUGUUCAGAGUAAAGGACAACACCUUCAGAGGUUCCACUUCCACCAAAUCGGUUAAGCCACGAUUCUAUAAGAGCUUUGGAGACGAUGUCCGGGUGGGUUCACCCAGUGACAGGGGAUUAGAGAAAAGAGAGGAAGGACAGGAGAAAAUAAGACACAGUGCUGGAACUCCUGUCCAGCAUCACACAGGUUUAAAUAGACUCACUGCUGUCAGUGAAUCUUCAACUUUCCAGUCAGCAUCUUCACCACAGGAUCACUCAGCCCCUAUCCCUCAUUAUAGGCCCUAUUCCAGGAGAAGCAUUGCUAUGGAGGAAGAUGACUCACGCUCUCUUAUCAGCAAUAUGUCUGAAGAUGUGGAAAGUUUUGCCACCAGUGCAGCAGACCUUGCAGACAUACGAGGUCUUUAUGACUACGAGAGACCAGAAUCAGCAUGUAGCUUCAGCAGUGAUGUGUCCCGUUCUUUGGGCAAGCCUCCAGCUGUUCCCCCAAAGAGCGAGAAAGCCCUACGGAGGGCUCAAAGGCUAACUACCCGGAGAAUGAAGAAAGAGUUGUCCAAAGUUGGCGCAGACAGCCUUUCUGGAGUUGAGAAAGAUGUCUCCACUAUUCGUUCCUCUUCAUCCACUGAGCCCACCACCCAGCUCCAGUGACACAGUAUCAUGUAGAGUCAAGCUAUCCCCAGGCCUACCCUCUGACCCAGCGCAAGGUGCUGCAAGACCC
Molecule: messenger RNA, 1792 nt
Organism: Pundamilia nyererei
Lineage: Eukaryota; Metazoa; Chordata; Actinopteri; Cichliformes; Cichlidae
Gene: cunh10orf71
Product: chromosome unknown C10orf71 homolog
Exons: 2
Coding region: 13-1722 (569 amino acids)
Biological process (GO): positive regulation of calcineurin-NFAT signaling cascade
Cellular component (GO): Z disc
Source: RefSeq, a predicted model, not a curated record